AUGGACUCGAUGAUGGGUCUCAACACAUCACUUCCGGGUACAGCCCCUCCUAAACAGUCAGAUCCUCCUGAACAACUGCUUGCCGCUUUUAAAGCGGCUGCUUUAUCAGUGACAAACUUGUACAAAAGCGCAGCGGUCAACCAAGGCGGGGUUCGUUCAGAAGGAUACCAAAAUGCAUUGGAAGAGCUUGUACUGUUCUUAGAUCAAGAAAAUAUCGGUCUCGAUGAUGGAGAAGGAUGGAGGAUUCGAAAAUGGGCUACGGAAAGAUUAGAAGGGCGUGAUACAGCUUCCCAAAAUAACGAGAGCGACGACGAUUGUGAUAAAACUGAUCGCGGAUCAUCACCAGCCCUCCCUAGGUCUCAUAACUCUACUCGAGCAUCACCUCUAUCUACGAACGUACAAAAUGCAGCGCCAGUAGAAUCAGAUCAAACCCCCACGAUGACAGUCACUACUCCAAGUGACGAGUGUGCAGAUUCUUCUAUUCCUCACACGACAUUCUCAUUCCAAUCAGCUCAACAUUACCCUCAGGAUGCCGAUAUUGUUCUAGCUGAUAAUGAGCAUGGAAACCCCAGAAUAUUUAAUGCUGAAAUACCAUCGACAUCGCCACAUGUUCCUCUAUCGGCAUCCAACUUUGCGGUACAUAGACUAUCGCGGACAAGGGGUGGUCCUCAAGGCCGUGUAGGAUCUAGGUCUGCGGCAUUACUAGGAAAGGGGUCUGGACAAAAAAGAAAAAUAAACUUCGGUGACUUUUUUGAUAUAGGCAACAUUGGACAUGGAAAAGAUGGAUUCGGCAGCGGCAAGCGUGGGAGGUUUCUCUAA
Messenger RNA from Blumeria graminis f. sp. triticale, 819 nucleotides. The record is from the annotation of a GenBank genome assembly. NCBI's taxonomy places the organism in Eukaryota, Fungi, Ascomycota, Leotiomycetes, Helotiales, Erysiphaceae.